GAACAGAACCUCUUAUCUUUUAUGUGGAUAGCAACCACAUAGACCGGCGUUAUUAAACUCUGGUGAUUGUAAAGACCUCUGUGAGGGAGCCCCUCAUUCCCCUUUGUUUCCCUCUUGUUACGGAAAAGUUUCUUGAAUACGAAGUGAAUUCCCGCACCUGUAACUUUGUUUCAUCUGAUGCCAAGCGUCAAAAUUAUUACUCAUAAUAUUCUCUUUCCAUCCGUUUUCCUUGUAAUCAGUCGAGAUAUCUCCAAGUCAUAAUGGGCGCUUCUGAGCGUACAAUUGAUUUUCUUCGCUUAAAGUACUAAGGAAAACAUAAGAAAAACGCAUCAACAGACUGUAAUAUUAGUCAAGUGUAGUAUUGGAAAUGGUGCGGUUUACGUAGAACGCCAUGAAAAGGUGUCUUUGCUGUUUAUUGCUCAUAAUCAUUAAAAUAUCUGAUGGAUCAGUGCCACACAUUCUUGGAAUCUUUAAGGCCACUGAAAAUGUUGUAAAAUUCUUUGGUCAAGUUUUAUUUCUCUGAGUACUGCCCAAAAAACAAUCUGCAAAGUACCUUUUGCUCAGAGCUACCGAAAGCUAGCUUCAUGCCUCUUAAGUUCUCUGCUUUUACCAGUAAUUGCUUCAAAUGUUACAAUUAUGAAAAGUGGCAGAUAAAAUGGUCGAACGCCACUUGAACGUGCACUCAACAGGUUAGGAAAUUACUGAAUACCUACGCAUUCAGCGCAGGUCAUGGCAUUGCUUCCCAAUAUGUGAUAACAGAGCGAAAACCAUUAAAAUUGGGUAUUCGGGUAUAUGUUACAGAGUGUCUUCGUUUUUUUUGGGGACAAUGGGAAGACUUCAGUUGAGUUUUCUUUGUGGUCGAUGGCACAACAUGGAUUCGCGCUUUCGUGCCGCACACCCCCUAUACAAAUGGUUCUUCGGGUUCUGCCUACUUUUGCUGAUCUUCGUGUUUUCAAAUCGUUUUCCAAAUGAAUUACCGAAUGCACAAAAUGCGAAUACAGUUUCCCUUCUAUCGCGAAUCGUUAAUGUUACUCUCACACCACAAAAAUACUUUGUGAAAACGGCCCAGUGUCAUAUACCCUUUGUAAACCCGUUCAACGACGAAGUCAUGAAAAUAUACAAGCCUCAGACCUUUGUGGUCUGCUCGAAUGAAAGUGACCUUGUCACAUCCGCAUACGACUCCCAGCGGCAGCGAUAUGUGUUGCAUAUCAAUCAACAGGUCGCUCAGGAGCUGCUCAACUUUACGGAUGCGGAGUACAACUGUUUCUAUGAGGAAAUCAGCUACGGCCAGCACGUAGACACCUACGACAAACUCAAGGCAGAUAAAUACUUCACUGACGGCUAUGUGGUGCCCAAACAUGUGGAGGGGAUGCUGCUGGAGUGCCAGACGGCGGAAGAGCCCCACAAAGUGCUGCAGCGGGAUGCUCUCAUAUUCAUACAGUAUCAGCCAGACGAGCCCACACCCAAGAAGAGGGCGUCAGUGCCCCGAAAGCCUAGCGUUAUAAUGUACGGCAUUGAUUCGUUGUCACGCAUAAAUCUACGGCGCACGAUGCCAAAGGUAUACAAGUUCCUGAAGGGCACAGGAUGGUAUGAGAUGCAGGGAUACAAUAAGGUGGCCGACAAUUCGUUUCCCAAUCUGUUUGCAAUUCUCAGUGGCUAUUCACCGGAUACGGCAAAGUCCCAGGUCUGCGACACGGACCAAUCCGGCUGCUUCGAGGAGAUGUCAAUGAUAUGGCACUACUUCAAGAACGCCAGCUACUUGACGGCCUACGCUGAGGAUGAGAGUGGAUCGAAUACGUUCAACUAUUUGAAGCCCGGAUUCACCGAAAAACCUACUGAUUACUACUUUCGACCCUUUCUGCGGGCACUGGAGGAAGAGACAGAGGUUAAACGCCUGCCCGGUCAGUUCAUGAGGUACUGCAUGGGGCGCCGCUUGGCAAAUCGUUAUAUCUACGAUUAUUGCCGUCAGUUCAUGCAGCGAUAUGUCAAGGAGCGACCCAUUUGGGGCAUGUUCUGGACCAAUCACUACAGUCAUGACGAUCCCUUUAUGCCCUCAGCCAUGCAGAACAAGGUACUUACCGAUCUGACCAACUAUAGAAUGGACGGGGCCUUCGAUCAUACUAUAAUGAUAUUCUUUGCCGAUCAUGGAACAAGGUUCGGCAAGUUGAGAGACCUAAACUCGGGUUUCCUGGAGUCGCGUUUGCCAAUGAUGUUCAUUUACCUGCCUCCUUGGUUUCGUGAAGAGUACCCGAGCUACGCUCGUGCCCUGGAGAUCAAUCAGAAUCGAUUGAGUUCGAACUUUGACCUACACAAUACGCUAAAGCAUGUCAUUGAGAUUGGUGGUGGCAUACCCGGUAUGCCUGAAUUGCCCAAAUCCUAUGACUGCCCCACCUGCCAGUCGCUGUUUUACCCAGUGCCCGAGGACCGGACUUGUGCCCAAGCGGCCAUCGAUGAGCAUUGGUGUACGUGUGAGCCAUAUCGAACCAUCUCCCAUCUGGGUUGGACUGAUCGCAUAGCCGAGAGUGUGAUCCCCCGCAUGAAUGAGUAUUUCGUGGAAAAGAAUCUCACCCACCUGUGCAGCAAUCUGUCACUUAGCUAUGUCCACAACACGAACAUAAAAACGGGGCUGGACAUCAGCUGGCACGAUGAGCUGCCCGAACUGAAGGAGGCCGUCUACCGCACAAAGUUCAAGGUGCAACAGAACAGCGCCGACUUCGAGGCAACGGUUGUCUUCAACAAUGUCACCGAAACGGCCGAGGUGAAUGUGGAGACAAUCAGUCGUACGAAUUCCUAUAAGGAAGAUUCGACCUGCAUUGAAGAUAAAAUAGCUAAAUUAUAUUGUAUAUGCUUUAGCGACCUCAAACCAUAGACUUAAUAAUCUCGACUAAUAUUAAAUGUUAUUAGCAACUUAGAUAGAAUAUAAAAGAAGAUAUAAAUGUUGUUAAAACGUUGGAGAACAUUAUUACGCGCGCCUUCCAGGCUUGAAGCGCGAAACGACCGAUGGGUGCAGCCGCAUAACGCCGUUUGGAAAGAGUUUUCUAUCUGACAGGUUUCUUCAAACUCUCGGAUUUGAUUGUAGUAACAUUGCUCAGAAAAAAGUGUGCUUCGAUUGAUCCUGCAAUUGUACAGAUAAAUACACAAAUUAAUACAAGUACAAACCAAAUUAUGUUUGGAUUCAAUUUGAAACGCAAAGUCGUGCUUUGUGUCAUCAUCUUGAUGGUGGUCUUUAUAUUUGUAAAUCAUAAUGGAGAGCUCAAACCAGACUCGCCACAAAGCAAACUAUCAAGGAAACCAAAUCUGGAGCCAAUUACUUUACACAACAAAUCAGUGAUAAAAAAUGUGCAACCAGCAACCGUUUUGGAUCCACAAAAAAUCAACAUCCAAACGAUAGAGAAAACACCAAUAAGUGUUGCGGAAAAUUUCUUUGUGUUUAGUCCCAAGUAGGAUCCGGACCUUUUUAGCGUUCUCUAUCACCGCAAAACGAAGCACUACAUAUUGCACUUGAAUAAAGAAGUGAUGAAGACACGUUUUUCCAACAUUU
This is a messenger RNA of Drosophila pseudoobscura, 3541 nucleotides long. RefSeq lists its product as uncharacterized. Lineage: Eukaryota; Metazoa; Arthropoda; Insecta; Diptera; Drosophilidae. The record is from RefSeq and is a predicted model, not a curated record. Bases 827 to 2869 code for a protein of 680 amino acids. The transcript is spliced from 4 exons.